This is a messenger RNA of Enhydra lutris kenyoni (northern sea otter), 1455 nucleotides long. Its product is annotated as matrilin 3. The coding region runs from base 1 to 1455 and encodes 484 amino acids. NCBI's taxonomy places the organism in Eukaryota, Metazoa, Chordata, Mammalia, Carnivora, Mustelidae. Gene Ontology annotation, molecular function: calcium ion binding. The transcript is spliced from 8 exons. The record is from RefSeq and is a predicted model, not a curated record.
AUGCCGCGCCACCUCUCGGGACUGCUCCUGCUGCUCUGGCUGCUGCUGCUGCUGCUGCCGCCGACCCCCGCCGCCCCCGGCCCCCUGGCCCGCCCGGGUUUGCGGAGGCUGGGCACACGGGGCCCAGGGGGCAGUCCCGGGCGCCGCCCUGUCCCUGCUGUCCCCACCGGCACGCCCUAUUCCGGGGCCGGCCAGCCCGGCGGGGCCCGCGGCGCAGGUGUUUGCAGGAGCAGGCCCUUGGAUUUGGUGUUCAUCAUCGAUAGUUCCCGCAGUGUGCGGCCCCUGGAGUUCACCAAGGUGAAGACCUUUGUCUCCCAGAUAAUUGACACUCUGGACAUUGGGGCGGCGGAUACACGGGUGGCAGUGGUGAACUAUGCUAGCACCGUGAAGAUUGAGUUCCAUCUCCAGACCCACUCAGAUAAACAGUCCUUGAAACAGGCUGUGGCCCAGAUCACACCCCUGUCUACAGGCACCAUGUCUGGCCUGGCUAUCCAGACAGCGAUGGAUGAGGCCUUCACGGUGGAGGCAGGAGCUCGGGGGCCCACUUCCAACAUCCCUAAGGUGGCCAUCAUCGUGACAGACGGGAGGCCCCAGGACCAGGUGAAUGAGGUGGCGGCUCGGGCCCGGGCGUCUGGUAUUGAGCUCUACGCCGUGGGCGUGGACCGGGCAGACAUGGAGUCCCUCAAGAUGAUUGCCAGCGAGCCCCUAGAUGAGCACGUUUUCUAUGUGGAGACCUAUGGGGUCAUUGAGAAACUCUCCUCUAGAUUCCAGGAAACCUUUUGCGCUCUGGACCCGUGUGUGCUUGGCACACACCAGUGCCAGCACGUGUGUGUCAGUGAUGGGGAAGGCAAACACCACUGUGAGUGCAGCCAAGGAUACUCCUUGAACGCCGAUCAGAAGACAUGUUCAGCUAUCGAUAAGUGUGCUCUGAACACUCACGGUUGUGAACACAUCUGUGUGAACGACAGAACUGGCUCUUACCACUGUGAGUGCUAUGAAGGUUACACCCUGAACCAAGACAGGAAGACUUGUUCGGCUCAAGACCAAUGUGCUUUUGGUACACAUGGCUGCCAGCACAUUUGUGUAAAUGACAGAGAUGGGUCCCAUCACUGUGAAUGCUACGAGGGUUAUACUCUGAAUGCUGACAACAAAACGUGUUCAGUUCGCAGCAAGUGUGCUGGAGGCUCGCACGGCUGCCAGCACCUGUGUGUGGACGACGGGCCCGCGGCCUAUCACUGCGAUUGUUUCCCUGGCUACACCCUGAACGAAGACCAGAGGACGUGCGCAGCCAUUGAAGAAGCACGAAGACUCGUCUCUACAGAAGAUGCUUGUGGGUGUGAAGCCACCCUGGCCUUCCAGGAGAGGGUCAGCUCCUAUCUGCAGAGACUGAAUGCCAAACUCGAUGAUAUUUUGGGCAAGUUGCAAGCAGAUGCAUAUGGACAAAUACAUCGUUGA